AAGCAGUCCACACACGUUAUAUGAUACCAUACAUAUAGUUAGAUUUUAUACCUCAGUGUUCUAGUUUGAGACUCACAUGUAAUGCUACGAACAAGACAAGGAUGUGAUUGACAUAAAAUGAAGUCUGAAUCAGAUCACAGAUUAUAAUGUAAGUGUGUAUGAAUUAAGUUGAUACAGGCAGGAAGUAUAAAUAGCGUGUCAGCUGAGAGGCUGAUAGUGAGAAGUGUUUGACUAAAAAUGGGAAACACAUAGAUCAUACUUUCUAUUUUACUAAAGUACCCUUGCUGUGACUUGCACCGCGUAAGUGAUGUUCAGAUAUCAAUUGUCAACCGGAUAUGGUAGCAUGAUAAUACUCUGAAGAUUCUAGGAACCGAAAUCAAAUGUGAAAAAGAAAAGAUACAAUUGAAAUUGACAUCUGUAUUUAAAUCUGUGUGUAAAGUGGAACUAAUGUGAAACAACACAAAGGCUAUAGACAGUGCGUAUAAAUAUGGGAGCUUGCUGUGCUAAAAAGGAGCAAACAAAUGAUACGAAACUAAAUGACAUAACAUCAGACAGUAGUGAACCAGAUUCCAAGACGGGGAACGCAGGUAGCAAGAAAAAAGAACGCUACACUAAGGACCCAACAUCCUUAGCGUCAGCUGAACAACCCCCACCCACUCCAACACCUCACAAAUCGUCACUGAGAGCCCUGUAUGACUAUGAUGCACGAGCUGAUGAUGAUCUGAGUUUUAAGAAGGGAGAUCUUUUAUACCUCUUAGAUGACAGUGAUACUGAUUGGUGGUUUGCCAAACAUGCCAACCCUAACUACAGCAAUACAAAGGUUGAGGGAUAUGUUCCCAGAAAUUACGUAGCCAAGGAAGACUCACUGGAGUCUUAUGACUGGUUUAUGGGAGCUUUAUCCAGAAAAGAAUCUGAGCGACUGCUUCUCUCCCCAGGAAAUGAGAUGGGAUGUUUCUUAAUUAGGGAAAGUGAAACCAGUCCAGGAAACUAUGUACUUUCUGUGAGAGAUUAUGAAGAUGCUAAGGGUGACACAGUUAAACAUUACAAAAUACGCAACAUGGACAAUAACCGAGGUUAUUACAUUGCGGCACGAAGGGUCAUGACCUCCCUACCAGAACUCAUCAAUCACUACUCAGGUCAGUCUGAUGGGUUGUGUCGACAAUUAUCGAAACCAUGUCCUAAAUCGAAACCAGUCAUCAGUCUGAACAAAGAUGCCUGGGAAAUCCCGAGAGAGUCACUUGAGUUCAGCAGAAAACUGGGAGCAGGGCAGUUUGGAGAAGUCUGGAGAGGAAAAUGGAACAAAACCACAGAUGUCGCCAUAAAGACACUAAAGCCAGGGACCAUGUCAAAAGAUGCUUUCCUGGAGGAAGCUAACAUCAUGAAACAGUGUAAGCAUGACAAACUGGUCCGUCUGUAUGCUGUGUGUACGGACAUAGAACCCAUCUACAUCGUCACCGAGCUGAUGUCCAAGGGAAGUCUGCUGGACUUUCUCCGUGACGAUGAUGGACAGAACCUGAAGUUCCAGCAGCUGGUGGAUAUUGCAGCCCAGAUUGCUAGUGGUAUGGCGUUUUUGGAAGAGAAGAAGCUGAUCCACAGAGAUUUGGCUGCUAGGAAUGUGUUAGUUGGUGACAACAACAUUGCGAAGGUGGCAGACUUUGGCUUGGCUCGGGUUAUUGAGGACGAUGAAUACAACCCAAAGCAUGGUACAAAGUUCCCCAUUAAGUGGACAGCCCCAGAGGCUGCCUUGUAUGGUCGAUUCACCAUCAAAUCUGACGUCUGGUCGUACGGAAUUCUUCUGGUAGAAACUGUGACACAUGGCCAGGUCCCAUAUCCAGGUAUGCAGAACCGUGAGGUUUUGGAGCAGGUUGAUCGUGGUUAUCGCCAGCCCAAACCUGCUAGGUGCCCAGAUUCCAUGUACGAAAUGAUGCUCAAGUGCUGGGACAAGAAGGCUGCGAACAGACCGACCUUUGAAUACUUAUUCAACUUUUUUGAUGACUAUUUCAUAUCAACAGAGCCGAAUUAUAAAGACCCGGAUGACUAAUAUUUGACUUUGGUUUUACCAGGGGCACCUUUUUUUCGCUAUUAGCUUUACUGCUUUUUUGCACUAGUGUUCGGGGUAUAAAUACUUCAGGAACUAUUUUCAUUAAAACUGAGAUGUUUUGUACGUCUGCUCCCUGUUGUUAGGUAUGGCGAAUCGUGAGGUGUUGGAACAAGUGGAGAGAGGUUACAGACAGCCCAAACCACCACACUGUCCAGAUUCCAUGUAUGACAUUAUGAAGAAAUGCUGGGAUAAAAAACCAGCCAACAGACCGACAUUUGAAUAUUUGGCCAGUUUCUUUGAUGAUUAUUUUGUAUCUACUGAACCCAAUUACAAGGAAGCAGAUGAAUAAUGCAAAAUGAUUGUAUAUCAAAAAAUUAUCAUAGAUGGUAGAAGAAUUAUUGUUUUCUGCAAAUUGUAUUUUUAUGGUCUGUAGUCCUCAGAUUAAUGAUUUGAUACAUAUACUUUGUGAGUAAUCUUUUUACAGGUCAUAUAAGAUUUAUUUUUUUAAUAUCUGGUAUUUAUACAUGUAUACUAUAUCAAAUAAGUGUCAUUCUUGUGCUGUUUACAAGUUCAGUCAUAAACUACUAAGAACAGCAUAAUAUGAGCUUUGUGAUAUUUUUUUUUUGUCUGAAUAAACAACGAGCCUCUGAUGUGCCAUGUGUAGUGUCAUGGUGGAACUUUUAUGAUUGGUCACUGAAGUUCAAGGGACAACUCAUAGAUGUUUUGUCAUCUUUUGAGAAAGUGAAUAUACUAUGAAAAAUGUGCCUUAAAUCAUAUGACGCCGAGUUGUUUGUAGUAGAUACAAUCUGAGAAUUGCUGAAAAACCAUCCAGAACUGGACCAGGACCAAAGAUAAACAUAUACCGAUAGUGAUGUCAUAUGUCAGUUGAUGCGGUGAUUUCUAUGUACAGAUAUAAUCAAUAAUUAUGUUUUUUUUAACCUUUACAACGUAGCAGUGUAUUUCCCAUGGAUAUACUAGCUGAUACAUUGUUUAUGUACACAGCAGUGUAUUUGACAUGGAUAUACUGAUGCAUUGUUUAUGUACACAGCAGUGUAUUUGACAUGGAUAUACUGAUGCAUUGUUUAUGUACACAGCAGUGUAUUUGACAUGGAUAUACUGAUGCAUUGUUUAUGUACACUGUUUUAAUGUUUUGUACUUUUCCAACAUUCACUGUAUACGAUAUCAUUCUUAUCCAUUCCAGACACAACUAAACUUAUUUUUUAAUUAUACAAAUGUUUUCUGUUUUAUCAUUAGACAUCUUUAUUGCAUGGAGUGUGAAAGAGAAAGACUGGGUGCCUUCCUAUAUAUAUGUAUAUUAUAUCAAUUUUCAAUACAUUUGCUUUCCGUUUUAUAUGUCAGAGUUUUGUUAUUUCAUUGUAACAAUAUUUUUAUGUCUUAUUAUUAAAUGCACAUGUUCCUAGGUAGCCUCUAUAUUUAGAAACAAUAAAUGCUAUAUUUUCUUCAUCUUCCUUUAAUCAGAAAUGUUCUUGUACUCAUUUGAAUUUGAAAAUUAUUUUUCUACAGAUCAUGAAUAUAUACACAAAGCAGAAAUAUGUUUACAUGUUCAUCUCCAUAGUCAUCUGUUUUGAUAUAUUUUUUUUAUAAUAGUGUUAGCUAGUGCUUGCCAAUCUCUUCAAGAGAAAGGGGAACAAAAUUCAAUCCUAUUUUCAUUGUUAGAUCAGAUACACAUCUUCAAUAGCUAUGUUGCUUGUAAAGAAGUGCUGAGUUAUGUGAGUCCCAUUGUCUGUUGAAAAGAAAUGUAAGCAUAUUUGUUAAAAACAAGUUCUAAUUGGAAUUGCGUUAUAUUUCGUUACUCAGAUUUUGCUCUGCAAAUGUAUUAGAUUCAUUGAACAAAUAUUUAAAGAGGUAUAUGCACAUUUAAAACUAUUUUCAACAUUUAUAUGAUGUGUAAAUUGGAUGCUUUUUCAUGUUAUAUGUACUGGUGUCAUGUAGUGGCCUUUCCUCCCAGUCAAUUUUUCUCCUGGAGAACUUACUAUAUGAUGGAUCUUGCACUAUUAGGGGAAAACCCACAAUAUGACACUCAUGGCCUAGUGGUACUAAUAAUUUGAAAUUGAAAUCCUUGUACUAAAUAUAUUGGCAAAUCAAAUUUCAAAUUCUAUUUACAAAUUAAAAUUUGAAAUAAAAUGGAGAACAAUUAUGUACACCUAUGAUUUUUAUUGUUGAUACAUUUCAAAAUUGUUCCCUUUGUUUUGUUUUUUGGUUCGAAUAUCUACAGAUAAGCAAGAAGGCAUUUGUGAAAGAUAAAAGGAUGUAUCGGCACAUUUAUAAUGUUUUGUAUAUAAUUUUAAUCUAUAAAAAAAUUAAAUGUAUUUACAUGUAAUAUAUAUUCACAUUGUAAUGAUAUAAAUAUGUCAUUUUUAA
Molecule: messenger RNA, 4423 nt
Organism: Ostrea edulis (European flat oyster)
Lineage: Eukaryota; Metazoa; Mollusca; Bivalvia; Ostreida; Ostreidae
Product: tyrosine-protein kinase SRK2-like
Exons: 11
Coding region: 488-2041 (517 amino acids)
Biological process (GO): cell surface receptor protein tyrosine kinase signaling pathway; protein phosphorylation; innate immune response
Cellular component (GO): extrinsic component of cytoplasmic side of plasma membrane
Molecular function (GO): non-membrane spanning protein tyrosine kinase activity; ATP binding; signaling receptor binding
Source: RefSeq, a predicted model, not a curated record